GAGAGCGGUGAAGCCACUGAGGAUGCGGUAUGUGGGCCCAACUGAUAUUUCUCUUCGCAACGUUGUGCGUUCUACACCCGGCUUACUGCUCGUCAUGCCCAACGCCACAGAUCCGCUUCAACGAUAGCACUCAUCCCGGCGAUGAGGCCACCUUCAGUAAUGUCGAGGAUAUUCUUUUCGCCGGUCUGCUCAACGACGGUCAGCAGCGAGUCUGCAAAAUUUCCUGCGUCAACGGCUCGUGGAUAGGACCGGUCUGCUCGAGCAAUAGCGACGGCACCUUCAAUACUCAACCUGCUCCAAUGUUGCGUUCGUGCAUCAUCAACGAACAGGAACUCAAGUAUGAUGAGACGCGACAGAACCUCACGAUAUUCGUCGACGAAGUGCGACCACUCUCAUUCGACAAUGGAAUCGACUACAUCCAGGUAGAACACGGGACAAUUUUGAAUUUCCGAUGUAGCGAUAUUCGGAAAUUCAAACUCGAAGGCGUCACGAUCACCAAAUGCGUCGACGGUGAGUGGACCGAGGACAUGCCUGAGUGCCUUCCCACAGCUGGAAUUUCGAACGCCAACUCAACUCAGGAGCAGUUGGAGUACCCGCCGACUUUGGACUUUCUCGUAGAGAAAGGUGAAUUCGGGAUCUCGGAAACUGGCGAGCUAGUCAUCUCGCCCGGCUCGAAUCUUUAUCUGUACUGCUUAUUUGAGCGACACGUUGGAAACCCCUCCUGGUCUUGGACAGCAGAGCGCGACUACGGCCGCGUAUGGGUGCUCAAAGAUAACGAGUGGAGAUAUGAGCUCAUGAUGUACGGCGCUCGGGACGAGGAUUCUGGCGAAUUCUCUUGCACUACUCCACGGGAGAAGAAGAAUUCCAUCACUGUAAAGGUCAAAGAGGUAACGUGCGGGAAAAUCGAAGGUGAACACGACGACAACAGAGUGACGUCGGAAUAUCAGAACCGACUUCAUUCUCGCGCCAAAUUCGCCUGUAUGGAGGGCUACAUGGUCGUCGGAUCGGAAGAAAUAGUCUGCCUCGCUUCGGGUAAAUGGUCCGACAGAGCUCCUUCCUGCAAACGAAUUCUGUGUCCACCGAUUGUGCCGAGGAAUUAUGUAGAAAUGAGCUCGCAGGAACGGACCUUCGGGAGCCGGGUGAGCUUCAGUUGCCCCGGAGGACAAAGGAUUGUGGGAGCCGAGUCAAUCACGUGCCUCCGUAAUGAAACCUGGUCAGAUAUGCCACCGAACUGUGAAGGUAAGCUUGAGUCCCCGAGCUUGGUUCGUUGCGAAGCGCCAUUGCCUCCUCCAAACGGCCGGGUGGUCUACUCGGGUAAAUUCCUGCCCGCAGGGGAGAUCGUAACUUACAUUUGUAACGCCGGACACGUUCUCAUUGGACAUUCGCAGACAAUGUGUCUCCACAACGGUACGUGGUCGCGCGGGCCGCCGCGAUGUAAGCCGUCGUGCGAGUUCCCGGGAAAGCCCUCUCACGGCCGUCUGUUACCCCGAAAAUUCCACUACGACGUCGGCGAAAAUGUGCAGGUUCACUGUAAUCAGGGCUAUCGGGUGUUGAAGGCCCCUAAGCUAACUUGCAUGGACAACGGACUUUGGUCUUCGCAAAUGCCACACUGCCGACGGAAGCUGUCCGCUCAUAAGAAGAAGCAUCAUAUUCCGAAGCCAGUUCAGAUCCAGCCGACUUCGACAACGGCACUUGAAUAAAUCAGCGAUAACUCGUCAUGCUGCUGUGUACGACGAUCGUCAAGAGCUCGAACAUCACGAGCACGGCGUACUGUAAAUUCAUCAUCCAUCGGGAGGAUCAUUGCCGCUGCGAGCGGCGAUGUCGAGGGGAAAACUUGAAUAUGAAUGAACGCAAUGAUGAUAAUAAAAACACUCAA
Galendromus occidentalis (western predatory mite) is the source of this 1876-nucleotide messenger RNA. RefSeq names its product locomotion-related protein Hikaru genki. The record is from RefSeq and is a predicted model, not a curated record. The transcript is spliced from 11 exons. Bases 30 to 1700 code for a protein of 556 amino acids. NCBI's taxonomy places the organism in Eukaryota, Metazoa, Arthropoda, Arachnida, Mesostigmata, Phytoseiidae.